Cucumis melo (muskmelon) is the source of this 1161-nucleotide messenger RNA. Its product is annotated as NADH dehydrogenase [ubiquinone] 1 beta subcomplex subunit 3-B. Lineage: Eukaryota; Viridiplantae; Streptophyta; Magnoliopsida; Cucurbitales; Cucurbitaceae. Gene Ontology annotation, biological process: electron transport chain; mitochondrial respiratory chain complex I assembly. Bases 100 to 324 code for a protein of 74 amino acids. The transcript has 2 exons. Gene Ontology annotation, cellular component: mitochondrion. The record is from RefSeq and is a predicted model, not a curated record.
GGCUGAAAACUGGGAAGAGUGGAAAGGGAAAGUCGGGAGUGGACAAUUUGGAUCUCUAUACUCGAAGAAGGAAAAGGAAAUCAGAGCAAGCAAUCUUCAAUGGCGAAUAAGCCUUUGGGAUCGACGGGAGAGUUCUUCAGGAGGAGAGAUGAAUGGAGGAAGCAUCCCAUGCUUACCAAUCAGUUCCGUCAUGCCACCCCUGGCCUCGGCAUCGCCCUCGUUGCUUUCGGCAUCUACCUUGUCGGCGAGCAAGUUUACAACAGGAUCAAUUCUCCCUCGUCUUCUCACCACCACCAUUCCGAUGCAUCCUCCGCCACCCAUUAACUCCUACCGAGACAACACAAGUGGCUGUUCUUUUUUCCCUCUUUCCUAGUCAACACCCAUCUCCUUGGUUGCACAUGUAUAACCAUUCCUACAAGUAAGUUCAAAUCUUGGGUUCUCUUUCCAUUAUUUUUCCACGCUGGCUACCCCUUUCUCUUCUCCAUUCUUUGGAACAUUAGAGUGGAACGUUAAAAUUUGUUAGAAAGUCAGACUUUUGUGUGGCGUGUACUUUAUAUUGCAUUGCUAUGGCUGAUUCUUUGUAGCCGACAGGAGGAGGACCUUUACCAUAUGCUGUGGGGUUGCGAGUUUGUGCAAUCUAUCUGGAAUGAUUGACAAGCUUGUUUGUUUUAUGUUUGACCCGGAUUAGAGCUGAUUACUUUAAGUUGGAGGAGGUGAAUCUUAGUUCUCUAUUUCGAGAGAAGGGCAAAGUUUUCGUGGUAUGCUAGUUUCUUUGUAGGCAUUUGACUAGAGAGGAAUAACACGAUCUUUAGGGAGGUGGAGAAAUCGUGUGAGGAAGUUUAAGAAGCUCUCAAUAAAAAGCUUGGUUUCGUCAAAAAAAAAAAAAAAAAGUAGAAGUAAAAUAAAAUGAAAUAAAGAAAAUGGGAAUUAUAUAUAAAAUAACAUUUUACACUUAACUUCGAUUGUAAUUUGUCAAUUGGAUGGAUUUUUAUAAUGAUAUAGAACUUUUUCUUGAUAUGUUAAGAGUUAUAUUCAUAAGAUGCUUCCUUCUUAAUACGACUUUGCAGAUGCAUUCCUGUUAGGUGAAUCCAAGCUUGGAGUUCUACAGCACUCGUUCUCUUUUACCUCUUUUUUUUUUUUUUUAAUGUGCAAUAAAAGUAA